CUGUCUCAGUCGCCUUCGCUUCGCUCACCUGCAGCCCCGUGAGCAUGGAGAUGUCGAUCAAAGCCACCAAGAUGUUAGCUGAGGUGACUCCGCCCUGCGACGACCGCAUGGACGAGUUCAGCAGGAGGUUGAACGAGAUCAUCGGCAGCGACGCUCAGGUGGAGGUGAAUGCACACGAUGACAUCACUGCGAGCGUCCAGUCAGAGGUUCAUUGCGUUGCAGACAGUCUGAGCGCUUUGUCAUCUCCUGAGGAAAAACUUGAUCACUUGAUGUGGAAACACGCUGAGCUGAUGUUGCGUGAGCAGGGCGAGCAACGGAUGCUUCAGGAUCUCCGUGACAACAUUUGCGUCCUGCAGGCCGAGCGAAGCAAAUUGGGAAGUUUGUGCAGAGAUGUCCAAGAUCACUACUACACACUGCGGGAGGAGGCGCUGCGCCGCUGCCGGGAGGACGAGGAGAAGCGGUCGGAGAUGGCGGCUCACUUCCAGACGUCGCUGGCGGAAAUCCAGACGCAGAUCGAGCAGCACAGCGCCAGAAAUGAAAAACUUUGCGAGGACAACGCCAAGCUGAGCGAAAAACUGCACUCGCUGCUGGAACAGUGCGAGCGCAGAGAGGAGAGUUUGGAGAAGGUCAACCAUCACCGCGACCUCCAACAACAGCUAACCUCUGCGAAGCUGGAUCAGGCCAACGCACUCCUGGCGGACGCGCAGCAGAAGCACCAACGCGAGAAAGAAUACCUGCUGGCCGAGGCGCUGGACAAAACCCGGAAGUGCUUCGCCAUGAAGGAGGAGGAGCUGAGCAUGAAGAAGAAGUUGGCGCUCUACUCCAAAAAGUUUGAUGAGUUCCAGACGACAUUAGCCAAGAGCAACGAAAUCUACGCUCGUUUCAAGAACGAGAUGGAAAACAUGUCUGAGAAGAUGAAGAAGUUGGAGAAGGAGUCAAACGUUUGGAAGUUGAGGUUCGAGAAUUGCAACAAAGCUUUGACAGACUUGUUGGAGGAGAGGAGCGAAAAGGGCAAAGAGUACAAUGUUUUUGUGGUGACCAUCCACAAGCUGGAGAAGUUGUGUCGAGCUCUUCAGGAUGAGAGAAAAGUUCUGUAUGCUAAAAUCAAAGAUGUCCGCCGGGCCAAUGUCGAGACCUCCCCCAAGGCGUCAUCUGCGCAGGAAAACCACGACGACGGCAACAGUGUGAUGACUGAGGAGAUGCGCCGUCUGAGGGCCGAGCAAGUCAAACUGCAGGAAUUUGCAGAGUCCUUGAUGGCGUCUCACGGAGCCAGACAGGAACAGGAAGCGGACCCGUCGGAUCUGGACGAUGACCUUGUCACGAUGCCCUUUGGACGUUUCCACAAAACUCAACAACCACAAGAGCCGAACCACCAAUCACAACCAGAAGUAAAACCAGAACCAGAAUCAAAACAAGAACAACAGUCAAAACCAAAAUCAGAGUCAAAACCAGAAGUUAAAUCAGAACCAGAAGUGAAACCAGAACAACAAUCAAAAUCAAAGCCAGAAGCCGAAUCAAAACCAAAAAUAAAACCCAACUCGGGAUCUUCUUCGCAGGUCAUGACUGACGUCAAAGUAUUGACCUCUACAGAUAACCUCCAGCGUGACGCCCCGCCCACCUCGGAAAACACGCCCUCUCCACUGGUACCCCCCAAGAAGGAAACCAAGAAGAAGAAGAAGAAGAAGAAGAGCAACAACAGGAACAUCUGAGCAUCUUUGCACACGUGAGGCUGCAAUGUGUCGGAAUUUCCGCUGGAAGGCGCUGUUGUACUGAGCAACGGAAGGCUGCUUGGCUGCCUGAGGAAAAAGAGAUUCUUCUUCUCCUAACUUUAAUUUGAAAAUCAUUCAAAGAUAAGAUGUUGAAAUUAAAAAUUCAUCUUAAUAAAACAUUUUAUUUCUUUGA
This is a messenger RNA of Phycodurus eques (leafy seadragon), 1902 nucleotides long. RefSeq names its product taxilin beta a (gene txlnba). The record is from RefSeq and is a predicted model, not a curated record. NCBI's taxonomy places the organism in Eukaryota, Metazoa, Chordata, Actinopteri, Syngnathiformes, Syngnathidae. The transcript is spliced from 11 exons. Bases 45 to 1709 code for a protein of 554 amino acids. Gene Ontology annotation, molecular function: syntaxin binding.